This is a messenger RNA of Eubalaena glacialis (North Atlantic right whale), 1308 nucleotides long. It is a transcript of the gene SLC38A8, whose product is annotated as solute carrier family 38 member 8. The transcript has 10 exons. The coding region runs from base 1 to 1308 and encodes 435 amino acids. Gene Ontology annotation, molecular function: amino acid transmembrane transporter activity. Lineage: Eukaryota; Metazoa; Chordata; Mammalia; Artiodactyla; Balaenidae. The record is from RefSeq and is a predicted model, not a curated record. Gene Ontology annotation, biological process: amino acid transmembrane transport.
AUGGAGGGACAGACCCCAGGAGACAGAGGCCUUUCGGAAAAGCCAGUCCCCACGGCCGCCCGCCCCAGUCUGUCCUCACUGGGCGCUGUCUUCAUUCUCCUGAAGUCCGCGCUGGGCGCCGGUCUGCUCAACUUCCCAUGGGCCUUCCACAAGGCGGGUGGGGUGGCCCCCGCUUUCCUAGUGGAGCUGGUCUCCCUGGUCUUCCUGAUCAGUGGGCUGGUCAUCCUGGGCUAUGCCGCCUCCGUCAGCGGCCAGGCCACCUACCAGGGCGUGGUCGGAGGGCUGUGUGGCCCCACCAUCAGGAAGCUGUGCGAGGCCUGCUUCAUCGUCAACCUGCUCAUGAUCUCCGUGGCCUUCCUCAGGGUGAUCGGGGACCAGCUGGAGAAGUUGUGUGACUUCCUCCUGCCCGGCGCCCCGCCAGCCCCGCAGCCCUGGUACGCCGACCAGCACUUCACCCUGACGCUGCUCUCCAUGCUGGUCAUCCUGCCCCUGUCCGCCCCGCGUGAGAUCGGGUUCCAGAAGUACACAAGCAUCCUAGGCACCCUGGCCGCCUGCUACCUGGCCCUGGUCAUCGUGGCACAGUACUACCUCGGGCCCCAAGACCUCGCUCGUGAGCCCCGCCUGGCGUCGAGUCCUUCCUCCUGGACCUCCGUAUUUAGUGUCUUUCCCACCAUCUGCUUCGGAUUUCAGUGUCACGAAGCUGCCGUGUCCAUCUACUGCAGCAUGCGCCACCAGAGCCUCGGGCACUGGGCCCUGGUCUCCGUGCUGUCCUUGCUGGCCUGCUGCCUUGUCUACUCGCUGACAGGCGUGUACGGCUUCCUGACCUUCGGGACAGACGUUUCUGCUGACAUCCUGAUGUCCUACCCAGGCAACGAUGGGGUCAUCAUCGUCGCCCGGGUCCUCUUCGCUGUGUCCAUCGUGACUGUCUACCCCAUCGUGCUCUUCCUGGGGAGGUCGGUGAUGCAGGAUUUCUGGAGGAGGGGCUGCUGCUGGGCGUGUGGGCCCCAGGCCCUGGCCGAGCCCUUGGGGCCAUGGGUCCGGAUGUCGCUGACUGUCCUGUGGGUCACCGUGACGCUCGCCAUGGCCCUGUUCCUGCCCGACCUCAGCGAGAUCAUCGGCAUCAUCGGCGGCGUCAGCUCCUUCUUCAUCUUCAUCUUCCCAGGUCUGUGCCUCAUUUGUGCCAUCAGCGUGGAGCCUGUAGGACCCCGAGUUAAGUGCUUCCUGGAGGCCUGGGGGGUGGUCUCCGUGCUCGUCGGCGCCUUCAUCUUCGGGCAGAGCACGGUGGCGGCUGUCAUCGAGCUGCUCUGA